This is a messenger RNA of Salvia miltiorrhiza (redroot sage), 1269 nucleotides long. RefSeq lists its product as uncharacterized. NCBI's taxonomy places the organism in Eukaryota, Viridiplantae, Streptophyta, Magnoliopsida, Lamiales, Lamiaceae. The record is from RefSeq and is a predicted model, not a curated record. Gene Ontology annotation, molecular function: ribosomal large subunit binding. Gene Ontology annotation, cellular component: nucleus; cytoplasm. Gene Ontology annotation, biological process: ribosomal large subunit export from nucleus.
AUGUUGGAAGCUUGACAAGUUAUGAUACUGUGCAUGGCAGUAGCAGGUAUGUUUAGUGUGACACAGACUAUUGGCAGCGUGUUAUGCUGCAAGUGCGGCAUCUUAAUGCCACCAAAUGCUGCAAACAUGUGUGCCAACUGCCUCCGCUCCCACGUCGACAUAACCGAAGGCCUUCAGAAGCGCGCCAACAUCAGCUAUUGCCCCCAAUGCGAACGCUACCGCCAACCACCCACCACUUGGAUUAAAGCACAACUCGAGUCCAAAGAGCUCCUCACCCUGUGCCUCAAGAGUCUCAACAAUCUCAACACUGUCCGCAUCGUUGAUGCACACUUCAUUUGGACCGAACCUCACUCCAAGAGGAUUAAGAUCAAGUUGAGGGUCCAGAAAGAGGUUCUUCGUGGAGCAAUACUGGAACAAGCCUACACGAUUGAAUACGAUGUGCAUGAUCAGUUGUGUCAAUCUUGCCUCCCGCCUAAAGUUGCUGCUAGUUUGGGGAAUCUCGGACCGCUACUGAUAUGCCAUAAAGUAAGCAGCAGCAUAGCUCUAUUGGAUCCAUUCACACUUAGGCAAUGCUUCUUAGAUGCUGAGCAGUAUUGGAGAUCAUCAUUUCAGCCCUUAUUGUCGAGCAGGCAGCUUAGGGAAUACAUAGUUUUGGAUGUUGAGCUGGUUUCUUCUGAAGUGAGCGUAGGCGGUUCAAGAUACACCUUGGCUGAUGCUCAUGUUGCUCGUGUGUCGGAUUUUGGGAAGAACGAUAGGCGUUUCAUUGUGAGAACACAUCUGGGGAAUCGCUUGAGUGCUGGGGACUAUGCUCUUGGUUAUGACCUUUAUGGUGCCAAUAUUAAUGAUAUGGAAUUAGAGAAAUACAAAAAUCUUAAUAUCCCAGAUGUGAUACUGAUUAAGAAGAGCUAUGGGCAGAAGAGGCAAGGCAAGUCUCGCUCGUGGAAGCUCAAGUCUCUCAACAUGGAGGUUGACCAUGGUGCCAAGGACAAGAUGAACUCAGAGUAUGAACAGUUCUUGAGGGAUAUCGAGGAAAAUCCUGAUUUGAGAUUCAAUCUCUCACUCUACCGCAAUAAUGGCGAGGAAGUUCAAGUUCCUUUGGAGGAGCUGCUUGCGGAUCUCGACCUAGCUCAUCAGCAGGAUUCUCAUGAUGAUAUGGAAGAGUAAUUUUAGUGUGUGUCUUUGGAAUUACAUAUUUAUUUAUUCCAUUUUGUUUAUGCAUAUUGUUUGAUGUGUGCUAUUACUGAUCGAGCAUCAGUACUUGCUACUCGC